Colletotrichum navitas is the source of this 7647-nucleotide messenger RNA. Its product is annotated as beta-ketoacyl synthase domain-containing protein. Lineage: Eukaryota; Fungi; Ascomycota; Sordariomycetes; Glomerellales; Glomerellaceae. The record is from RefSeq and is a predicted model, not a curated record. The transcript has 8 exons. The coding region runs from base 1 to 7647 and encodes 2548 amino acids. Gene Ontology annotation, molecular function: fatty acid synthase activity; 3-oxoacyl-[acyl-carrier-protein] synthase activity; phosphopantetheine binding. Gene Ontology annotation, biological process: secondary metabolite biosynthetic process; fatty acid biosynthetic process.
AUGCCGUUCAUCGACGAGUCUGUUAGUGCGCCGAGCACAAAUCAGCCUAUUGCAAUCAUCGGGAUUGGCGUGAGAGCCCCAGGAGAUGCCUCCGACCCAGAGAAGUUCUGGCAGAUGCUCCUUGAUGCCCGUUCUGCGCGCUCCGAAAUACCAAAAGACCGCUACAAUGUCGACGGCUUCUACCACCCUGACCCGGAAAGACUGGGCAGCAUACAGCAGAGGCACGCUCAUUUCUUGAAGCAGGACUUCAAGGUCUUCGACGCACCCUUCUUCUCCGUCACCCCCAAAGAGGCCAAGGCGAUGGAUCCUACACAGAGAAUGCUCCUUGAGGCUGCAUAUGAAGGCUUUGAGAACGCUGGCUUGAGACUGGAAGAUGUCUCGGGAACGCAAACGUCGUGUUACAUUGGCACAUUUACGAACGACUUUGUCAACUUACAAGCCCAAAGCAACGAAGCCCCUUCCAUCUACCAUGCCACUGGCCUCUCAUCCUCUUUGGCCUCAAAUAGGCUGUCUUGGUUUUACAAUCUUAAAGGACCCUCGGUCACAGUCGACACUGCAUGCUCGUCAAGUCUGACUGCUUUCCACUUGGGUUGUCAGAGUAUCCGUACUGGGGAGGCGGAAAUGAGUAUUGUUGCAGGUGCCAACCUGAUGUUCGGGCCUGAUAUGUCCAUCCUUCUCGGGGCCGCAAAGAUUCUCUCCCCAGAUGGCAAGUCCAAGAUGUGGGACGCCAAGGCCGAUGGAUUUGCUCGAGGAGAGGGAUUCGGCGUCACCAUCUUGAAGCCUCUUGAAGCCGCGCUUCGCGAUGGAGACACCAUUCGAGCUGUCGUCCUGGCUUCGGCAGCAAACGAAGACGGCCGAACCCCCGGAAUUUCACUACCGAACAGCGAAGCCCAGCAAGAGCUAAUCCGCAAAGCUUAUCGCGAUGCAGGCGUCGAUCCUGCGGAGACGGGCUAUGUUGAGGCUCACGGCACUGGAACCCAAGCCGGCGACCCGCUCGAGGCUCGUGCCGUUCUGAAGACGAUUGGAGAUCUGCCCAGUCGCAAGUCCGAUCUCUACGUCGGUUCAGUGAAGACCAAUAUCGGACAUCUGGAGGGCGCAGCGGGUGUCGCUGGCAUCAUCAAGGCUGCCUUCGCCGUUGAAAGGGGACUGAUCCCUCAGAACCUGUGGUUUGAGGAACUCAAUCCCCAGAUCGAACUUCCAGAGAAUGUCAAGGUCCCCACAACCCUUACAGUUUGGCCCGGCAGCGGUCCGCGACGGGCCAGCAUCAACUCUUUUGGUUUCGGAGGAGCCAACGCCCACGUGAUUCUCGAAGAUGCUGCAUCUUAUCUGUUCCGUCACGGCCGUUCAGGACGCCACUACGCAACUGCCAACCCGAAGCUUCCUACCAUUUCCAGUUCAGCCAGUGAAAGUGGCUCCGAAACAGAGACAAGCAGCAACGCCAGUCACGAAGAAGUUGCUCCUAAACUAUUUGUGCUUUCUUCCAACGACCAGGAGGGUGUGAAGCGCAACGUUGAGAGACUGGCAUCCUACUUGGAUGGCAAGACCUCAAGCAAGCCUUCUUUCCUGUCCGAUCUUGCAUAUACUCUCUUUUCCAAGAGAACCACGCUCCCUUGGAAAUCAUUUGCCAUUGCCUCUGAUGUCUCAAGUCUCCGUCAGGGUCUUGAGAAGAUUCCUGCCGUGGUCCGAUCCUCCAGCUCCUCGGUGCCGAGGAUAGCCUUUGUCUUUACUGGACAGGGUGCACAAUACUUCCAGAUGGGCAAGGAGCUUUCAGUUUACAAGACUUUCCAAGACAGCAUGCUGCGGUCCGAGCUGAUUCUCAAGUCUCUGGGCUGUCCAUGGGCCUUGACAGAGGAGCUGGACCGUGACGAGUCGGGCUGUAACUUGCGCCGGACGGACUACAGCCAGCCUGUAUGCACCGCUUUGCAAGUCGCUCUUGUCGAUCUCUGCAAGGAAUGGGGUGUCAAGCCCGUCGCUGUCGUGGGUCACUCGAGCGGUGAAAUCGCAGCCGCUUACUGUGCAGGCUUCAUCGAUCAUGAGGCAGCAGUCAAGAUCGCAUGGCUGAGAGGCCAGGUCUCCCAGACAGUUUCUAAGAAUGGCGGAAUGUUGGCUGCCUCUGCGAGUGCUGAGAGCAUCAGGGAGCAUCUUGAAGCUCUAAAGCUUGGCAAGGCUACUGUUGGAUGUUUCAACAGCUCUAAGGCCUGUACUGUCUCUGGUGAUAACGUCGCUAUUGACGAGCUUCAGGAGAUCUUGAAGGCGGCCCAAAUCCCGUGCACACGCCUCCCUAUGGACGUUGCCUAUCAUUCUUUCCACAUGGAGGCCGCAAGGGAGAGAUAUGAGGCCGCGCUGGCGGGCAUCCCGCAUGGCUCUUCUGACAUUCCUAUGUUCUCAUCUGUGACCGGCAAGCAGGUUACCCCCGAGCAGAUGACACCUUCUUACUGGGUUGACAACCUAGUGUCUCCUGUCAACUUCGUCAACGCAGUCAAAUCCCUCCUGCACCACACCGAAGGAAAGACUCGAUCCCACGACAGAACCGCUUUCGCUAGCGCUUUUGUCGAGUUGGGCCCUCACUCUGCUCUGCGGAGCUAUCUUCUAGACAUCUUCUCCACGGAGAACCGAUUCUCCGACCUCUCCUACACUACAGUGCUUAGACGAAAGUUCAACGGAGUGCGGACCGCUCUUGAAGCGAUGGGUCAGCUCUGGUCGAAGGGGUGUGACAUUGACAUUAACCGAGUCAACGAAGUCUCGGACACCGCAAACAUGCUGGUCGACCUGCCACCCUAUGCAUGGAACCACACUCGCACAUUCUGGGAAGAAUCUUAUCUCAGCCGUGAGUAUAGACUAAGAGAGAAAUCUCGGUCAGACUUGCUCGGAUAUCGCAUCCCGGGCACGCCGGAUCCGACCUGGCGCUGUCACUUGCGGUGCACCGAAAACCCUUGGAUCCGUGAGCACAAGGUCCAGGGUGACAUCUUGUACCCUGGAGCUGGCAUUGUCGUCAUGGCGAUCGAAGCAGCUCGCCAGCUUGCCGAGGAGCAGGCCACCGAGGAGAUUUACGGAUACGAACUCCGUGAUGUCGCCAUUGACACUGCUCUCAGGGUACCCGACACCGAAAAAGGCAUCGAGGUUAUGGUUCAGCUUCAUGGUCGACGAACUGGAACGAGAGCUGGACCCUCCACCACUCUCAACGAGUUCUCCGUCUCUUCCUGGUCAGAGGACAUCAAAGAAUGGACCGUACACGCACGAGGUCUUGUCUCCGUCACCUACAAGUCUUCCAUUUCCCCCUCUAUGGAGCGCGAGCUGGCUCUCGAGCGCGAACGCCACGCACAAUCUUUCGCCAACGCCAAGAGAAUCUGUCAGAAGCCCGCGCGUAACUUCCUCUACGAUACAGUAGAGACCAUCGGCAUGGAGUACGGGCCGACCUUCCGGAACAUGACUGAGCUGUUUGCGGGCUCAAAUGCAAGCUACGGCGUCAUCACUGUCCCAGACACAAAGUCUGUCAUGCCUAAGGGCUUCGAGUACCCCAACGUCGUUCAUCCUGCCACCCUGGAUUCUGUGCUCCAUCUUCUGUUCCCCUCCAUCAGUGGUGAAGACCAGUCUUUGAAUGAAGCGGUCGUGCCGUUCUCUUUUGACCGCAUCUUCGUCUCGACCAAGCUUUCGGGAGUUCCAGGAACUAAGCUUCACGGAUGCUCCACUGCUCAAAAGACCAGCUACACCACUUGGAAGUCUUCUAUCACCAUAUCAGAGGACCUCUCGGAGCCCGUGAUCAUCAUGGAAGGUGUUUCUCUGGCAUCUGUCGGCGAAGGAGACGCACAGAAGACCCAAGAGACGAGGGCUUCUUGCUUUGGCCAGACUUGGCAUGAGGAUGCCGAUCUGCUUGAGCCUUCUCAGAUCAAAGAGUUGGUUUACAAGCGCACUCUCAAGAGCAAGGACGAUGAAUCUGUUCUUGACAAGCUCGAAUACGUCUGUCUGGUACACAUCUAUCGAUGCCUUGCCUGGCUCGAAAGCGAGCAAGGCAAGCCUUUCGUACCCCAAGAUGGCUUCUGGAAGCUUUAUGUUGAGUGGAUGCGCGACACCAUCAAGCAGUUCCCCCCUCUUGCUACCGAUGAGGCAGAAGUCGAGGCGGAAUUGGACGCUGCGCGUAAGAGGAUCAUUCUGUCCGAGAGCGGCGAUAUCACAGUGCAGAUGGUCGACCGCAUCGGAGAGAACCUAAAGAGGAUUUUCACACGGGAAGUCGAGCCCCUGCAGGUCAUGACCGAGGGUGACCUGUUGUACUCGUUCUACCGCGGCGCCUUCGGAACGAGCUUCAACACCAACGUCGCGGAGUACGUGGGAAUGAUCGCGGACAAGAGCUCUGGGGUCAAGAUCUUGGAAAUCGGAGCUGGAACCGGCGGUACUACUUACCACGUCCUCGAGCGCCUGCGCAAUGCGGAUGGCACUUCCAAGGCCGCCAAGUACUGCUUCACGGAUAUAUCUCCGGGCUUCCUUGCCAAGGCCGCUGACCGCUUCUCCAAAGAUGCAUCGAUCAUGGAGUUUGCCACUCUGAACAUCGAGAACGAGCCCACGGAGCAGGGGUUUACGCCCGAGAGCUACGACCUUAUUGUCUGCGCUAACGUCCUCCACGCUACUAAGAGCAUUCAAGAGACCCUGACCCACUGCAAGUCUCUGCUCAAACCUGGUGGCAGACUCGUGCUCUCAGAAGUCACGAUCAAGCGCAUCUUCUCAGGCUUCAUCAUGGGUCCCCUCCCUGGAUGGUGGCUCGGAGAGGACGAUGGCCGCACGGGUGGCCCUCUUCUGGACGUCGAGGAAUGGAACACUGCAUUGGUGAAGGCUGGGUUUUCGGGUGUCGACGUUGACAUCCGUGGUGACCGGGAAACCUCAAAGGAGCCCGUCUCUUUAAUUCUGUCGACGAAACCAGAGCAAGAGAUGCCCGGCCCGUCUCAGUUUGUAAUCAUCAGCACAGGCUCCGAGGCGUCCGAGAAGCUCAGCCAGUCAAUUCAGAAGCAACUCGCUUCUGCCAGCCAGGAUGUCACCAUUGUGCAGUGGAACGACAUUGACGCUUCCAAAAGCCAACUGAACGGAAAGUAUUGCCUCUCUCUUGCGGAGUGGGAGAGCCCCGUCCUUUUCGACCUUACAGACAAGAACUGGGAGAGGUUGCGCCAAGUCAUUCUCGGGUCUGCUGGGACGCUUUGGAUCACUGGCGGUGCCGCAAUGGACUGCCAGGAACCACUGAAAUCCCUUAUGGUAGGUCUUUCAAGGGCCAUUCGCAACGAAGACGCAGGAGUCCGCCUUGCUACUCUCGAUUUGGAGACGCCCAGCAGCAUUAACUUCGAUGACGCCGCCAAGAACGUUCUCAGGGUAGCCUUGAGCCAUAGCCGCAGCGAUGGCUUUGACGGGGAGUAUGCUGCCCGCGGCCGCACUGUCUACGUGCCGCGGGUAGAGAGAACCCUCGACGUCGACGCUUCUCUUCGCAAGUACGAAGCCAAGGGCCGGCCGGAACUCGUGUCGUUCAAGGGUUGCGGGCGUCCGCUCAAGCUCACGAUCAAGACGCCCGGUCUUCUCGAUACCUUUAGAUGGGAGGAGGACGAAGUCUACUACGAGCCCCUGCCCGAAGACUGGAUCGAGGUUGAGGUAAAGGCGGUGGGUCUCAACUUCAAGGACGUCCUCGUCGCCUUGGGAAACCUCGCCGAGAACAAGCUCGGCGUCGAUGCGUCAGGUAUUGUCACACGUGUGGGUUCGGCAGUGAGGGACUUCAAGCCCGGGGAUCGUGUAAUGACCGCAUCUUGCGAUACAUUCGCCACAUACGUCCGCUUCCCUGCCAAGGGCGCCAUUACCGUGCCCGAGAAGAUGAGCUUCGAGGAGGCGGCAUCUAUGCCACUCAUCUUCCUCACAGCGUACUAUUCCUUGGUCACUGCUGGCAAUCUCUUCAAGGGCGAGAAGAUCCUCAUCCACGCCGCCGCCGGUGGUGUCGGCCAGGCUGCCAUCAUGAUUGCACAGCGCAAGGGAGCCGAGAUCUUCGCCACUGUUGGGUCAGACGAGAAGAAACAGCUCAUCAUGGACCAAUACGGCAUCCCUGAGGAUCACAUCUUCAGCAGUCGUGACGCUAGCUUCGCCAAGGCCGUCAUGAGAGCCACCAAUGACCAGGGCGUGGACGUCGUCCUCAACUCCCUGGCCGGUGAGCUUCUCCGCUUGUCUUGGCAUUGCCUGGCCAAGUUUGGACGCUUUUUGGAGAUUGGAAAGGCGGAUCUGUUUGCCAACACCGGUCUCGACAUGAAGCCUUUCCUGGACAACAAGGCAUACAUUGGUGUCAACCUUUUGGACUUUGAGAACAACCCUACGCCUCGCGCCGUUGCUCUCUGGGAGGACACGGCCAAACUCAUCCACGACGGCUCCGUUAGGCCGAUCGCGCCUAUCCAGAUGUUCUCGAUGGCCGAUGUCGAGAAGGCGUUCCGUUUCAUGCAGGCUGGAAAGCACAUGGGCAAGGUUGUCGUGCGCGUCGACGACACCGAUGUGGUCCCCGCCGUUCCCCGGAUCCCCCGCGUUGGUAUCCAGGCAGAUGCCAUCUACGUCGUUGCAGGUGUUGGUGGUAUUUGCAAGGAGAUUGGUCGCUGGCUUGCUGAGAAGGGUGCGAAACAUCUAGUUCUGCUGUCUCGUUCUGCUGCCAGCGGCGAGGGGAACAAGGCCUUUGCUUCCGAGCUUCAGAAGACUUACGGAGCCACCACGUAUGCAUACGACUGUGACGUUGGAAACAAGGCAGCACUUCAACAAGUGCUGGAUGACCUUAAGUCGAAGGAUGUCCCCACUGUCAGGGGGUGCGUCACUGGCGCUAUGGUUCUCAGAGAUACUCUGUUUGAUAAGAUGACGGCGGACCAUGUUCGUACAACUGUUGGCCCCAAGGUUCACGGGACCUGGAACCUGCACGAACUGCUGCCGAAACAGCUCGACUUCUUCGUCAUGCUCAGCUCUCUGGCGGGUGUCAUGGGCCACCGCGGACAGGGCAACUAUGGUUGCGGUAACAUCUUCCAGGACUACUUUGCCGCUUACCGCCGCAGUCAGGGUCUGCGUGCCAUGACCAUCGACAUUGGGUACCUCCUGAGCGUUGGUUUCGUCGCCGAGCACGACGAGUACGUCGACCACGUCAAGGCCAUGGGUCUCAAGGUCAUGCACAAGAGUGAUCUCCACGGACUCAUGGCGACUGCUCUGGAGGGCUCAGAAGCGCACCCGCCCCAGGUCAUGUGCGGUCUGCCUUACAACGAGCACGAUGACGCAUGGUACUGGAUCCAGGACCAGCGCUUCGCUGGUCUCAGGAAGACGGCCGCGGGCUCCGGCACCGGCGGUUCCGCCAGCGUCUCGCUCCGCGAUGAGCUUGUCCGGUGCGGGAAGGCCGAUGACGAGGCGGUUCGCUUGAUCACGUCUGCUCUUGCGCAGCGCCUGGCCAAGCUGAUGAUGAUGCCCGAGGACGAUGUUGAUGCGGGAAAGCCGUUGAGUGCCUAUGGCGUUGACAGCUUAGUUGCUGUUGAGGUCAGAAACUGGAUUGCCAAGGAGGUGGCGGUCGAUGUCAGUGUCUUUGAUAUCAUGGCCAACAUCCCGAUGAGGCAGCUUGCCACGGACCUGGCUGGCAAGAGCAAGCUCCUCACUCAGGAGGCAUCGUAG